CCUACAUAAUGAUUUCCCCCAGAAGAUUCCGUCCUGGUUUGACUUACGACAUUAGCGUCUCCAUAUUAAAACUGGACACCCCGAACUUACCGGUGACAAUUACUGCCGUCAUUGACCGAAACGGCACGGCAAUUGCUGGCGGAGUCGGAGUGUUUCGUCUCGGUUCAUCUGGGACACUGUCGAUUCAGGUACCGAGAGAUAUAGAACCCGUCAAUGUCUACAGAUACUACACUUAUUACGGAGACUUCAAGUUAAAAGUGAUAGGUAAUGGCGGCCUCACCUUCACCAAUGAGACGUGGCUGCAGUUUGAUUCCAAAAGUCUCUCCAUCUUCACCCAGACAGAUAAAGGGAUUUACCAACCGGGACAGACAG
This is a messenger RNA of Lingula anatina, 372 nucleotides long. Its product is annotated as CD109 antigen. The record is from RefSeq and is a predicted model, not a curated record. Gene Ontology annotation, molecular function: endopeptidase inhibitor activity; chitin binding. Lineage: Eukaryota; Metazoa; Brachiopoda; Lingulata; Lingulida; Lingulidae. Gene Ontology annotation, cellular component: extracellular region.